Meloidogyne enterolobii is the source of this 784-nucleotide messenger RNA. The record is from the annotation of a GenBank genome assembly. NCBI's taxonomy places the organism in Eukaryota, Metazoa, Nematoda, Chromadorea, Rhabditida, Meloidogynidae.
CUACUCCUUACCGUCCAAAAAUGCAACCAGCCUCCCUCUACAACCAACAACUCAACGCAGCAACUCUAUCAGACCAAGCAAUCCUUCAAGCAACAUUAGCAGCCCAACAAGCAACGGCUAUUACAAACUCUGCAUACUCUUCUUCAAACGGAGAUAGUUCAUCCCCACCUACUGGAAGUAGGGAUACAAGAUUUACAAAAAUAUUCGUUGGUGGACUUCCUUACCAUACAACAGACGAAUCGUUGAAUAAUUAUUUUAGUCAAUUUGGGGAGAUCGAAGAAGCGGUGGUAAUAACCGACAGGCAAACACAGAAAAGUCGUGGUUAUGGCUUUGUAACAAUGAAGGAAAGAGCUCAAGCUGAAAAAGCUUGCCGCGAUCCAAACCCAAUAAUUGAUGGCCGAAAAACAAAUGUUAAUUUGGCCUAUUUGGGAGCUAAGCCUAGAAACAAUUCGCACCUGGCUGUCCUUUCUCAAACGCUUGGACAACUUCCACAAUUACAGGCAAAAGAUACUUUUAUUAUAUUUUUUAUAAUUUACGGCAAAAGCAGUUCAAUUGCAAGCAGCUCUCCAAUUACAACAGCAACAACAACGGUAUGCGGAUUAUUUAUUUUUCCCUAGUAAACUUAAGGGUAAUUCAAAAUAAAUUUUAAAUUUAAAAUUCAGUGCAUGAAGAGAACAUUUCAAAAAAUUAAAUAAAUGUGAGUCCCCAAUUUUUGAGGUUGAAGUGUUUUCGGAAUUCACAAUAAAUAUAUAUACCACCGUAUUACCUCUAAUAUAACACCUUC